Pochonia chlamydosporia 170 is the source of this 237-nucleotide messenger RNA. RefSeq lists its product as hypothetical. The transcript has a single exon. NCBI's taxonomy places the organism in Eukaryota, Fungi, Ascomycota, Sordariomycetes, Hypocreales, Clavicipitaceae. The record is from RefSeq and is a predicted model, not a curated record. The coding region runs from base 1 to 237 and encodes 78 amino acids.
AUGUAUAAGGAUAAGUCUGGCCGGCGUGGCUUACACAACAAAAAGCCUGUUUGCAAAGCUGAUGGCGGGGAAGAUGCCGGCAGCGGGCGACUGUGCAGGAUCAACCAGGGGAAUCGUGGCAAGUCCAGACUGGCAUCAAACGUGGCGUCUUGCGAGGAAGAAUUAAAAGAAAAGUUCGCCGGUCAUAAGUGUCUGUGCUUCGGAAUGGCAUACCCGGUGAUGAAAGCCAACCCGUGA